Molecule: messenger RNA, 1594 nt
Organism: Myxocyprinus asiaticus (Chinese sucker)
Lineage: Eukaryota; Metazoa; Chordata; Actinopteri; Cypriniformes; Catostomidae
Product: transcriptional repressor scratch 1-like
Exons: 2
Coding region: 300-1139 (279 amino acids)
Biological process (GO): regulation of DNA-templated transcription
Molecular function (GO): RNA polymerase II cis-regulatory region sequence-specific DNA binding; DNA-binding transcription factor activity, RNA polymerase II-specific
Source: RefSeq, a predicted model, not a curated record
AGUGCUUCCAUUUGCGCGACCGCGACGGCGUCAGAUCUGAGCGCACCGCUUGACAAGGGGGACUCAGGGAGAACGGAUCUGUUGCUAUCGGGAGCUAUCCAGUGCUGAAGUUGAUUUUCGCGUAACGGCUCGUGUACAGCAGAAGCACAUCGCCACGGAGCUCCCGCGUCUUUUUCUCCGCUCAGGUGUUUGACUUUCAGCACCUUUUCAGGACCACCGGGCUGUCCAAGUCUUUUAUUCUGCGGUGGAUAAAGCAAGGAUAACGUGCUGGACAAGUCCUUCUGCUCUGCGCUCUAAACAUGCCAAGGUCUUUUUUGGUGAAAAAGGUGAAGCUAGAUGAUUUCUCAUCCACGGAAAUUGAGAGCGCGUACGGCAGGUCCAGGACCGAUCUUAGCUUUCGGAUACAUGACAAAGGGUACAUCAGUGACUACAUCACCCCAGCCGUUUACGAUGGAGAAAGCGACGGUGGCAUUAAAGUACCUUCCCCAGGACCGAUUUAUGACAGCAACCACAGUGACUACGGGGCACCUGACUCGGACCAGCCGGACAGCCCGCAGUCAGAGAUCACGUCCGGGUACAUUAACGGUGACAACGCGGUGAGCGAAGGUUACACCGUGGAUGCGUUCUUCAUCACGGACGGCAGGUCGCGUCGGAAAGUGAUUAGCGGCUCGCGGACGCUCCAGCGACACACGUGCAACGAAUGUGGCAAAACCUACGCAACGUCUUCCAAUCUGAGCAGGCACAAACAGACGCAUCGGAGCCUGGACAGCAAAAUGGCCAAAAAGUGCCCGACAUGUGGAAAAGUGUACGUGUCCAUGCCAGCCAUGGCCAUGCACCUGCUCACCCAUGACCUCAAGCACAAGUGUGACAUAUGUGGAAAAGCGUUCAGCAGACCUUGGUUACUGCAGGGCCACAUGCGGUCUCACACCGGCGAGAAGCCCUUUGGAUGUGCACACUGUGGAAAAGCGUUUGCCGACCGCUCCAACCUGCGGGCGCACAUGCAGACCCACUCGGCUUUUAAACAUUUCAAAUGCAAGCGAUGCAACAAAACUUUCGCGCUCAAGUCCUACCUGAACAAGCACUACGAGUCCGCAUGCUUCAAAGGCGCGUUCUCGCCACUCGCGUCUGUUGAGGCAUGACUUCCGGACUUGAAACACUUACCCCCAUCCCCAGUUAUGUCUCACAAUCAAAAGUGAAACCCAAUAAUAGCACAAUUUUAUCUAUUUUUUGCAAAGUUUACCAUAAAGGAAUAUGGAACCUUAGCAUGCACUUCAGAACUCAUGUCGUCAAAUGACGCUCAUGCAUUUGACUUCACCUCGGCGCUGCGCAACACUUGACCUUAUGACUGGCGUCGAUUCGAAUGAAGGCUUGAGUGACAUCAUGUUCCAUUAAAAUAAAACUCUUUUUUUAUUGUCAGUGGAUAUUAUCAUACUACUGCAGGUGGCCCAAACGUAUUCACAAUCGAGGUAAACCGUUAUUUAUAUAUAUAUUUAUUUAUUUAUUUAGUUUUAAUUACUUCAUAUAGUACGUAUUAUUCAAUAUGAUGCACUGAAAGUGUUUUUUGUUUUUUUUAUUCAUACAGAUUCUUUUUUUU